This is a messenger RNA of Ruditapes philippinarum (Manila clam), 1550 nucleotides long. RefSeq lists its product as uncharacterized. The transcript has 3 exons. Lineage: Eukaryota; Metazoa; Mollusca; Bivalvia; Venerida; Veneridae. The record is from RefSeq and is a predicted model, not a curated record. The coding region runs from base 135 to 1550 and encodes 471 amino acids.
AACAAGUAAAUUAAGGACUUUCGGUUUCAUAAAUACCCUCUAUCUGAUACAGGAACAAUUAUUUACUCACUAGACUAGACAAAGCAUUUAUUAUACGAGCUACAAGAGUUUGAAGAUUUGGUAAACAGAUUAAAAUGUCUAAAACAAUAAAAUUCAGUGGCAUCUGUGAGGAUAAUAUUGAAUUAUCAAAUGACCAAACUGUUGCCACAUGGAAACCCGUUAUUUCCAAUGGAUUUGCAUUGACUGAAUCUAAACUGCGACCUGGUGAUGUUAUGAAAUUAAAAGUAGAAGGUAGCGGCCGCUGUGAUGUUGGUUUAAUAAUGGGUAGUAAAGAUAAAGAUAAAGACUUCAGCUACUCACACGAAAUACGGGUUCAUCGAAAAACAUGCGUUGUAAACAUUCAUCAAGCCGGCAAUCAGGUUUAUUUUGAUUAUGACCAGAGAAAAGAACAGAUAGCAACGAAAAAGCAGAAGAAAAUUUGGAUUGUCGCUUGCAUCCAAUAUGGUGACCUGUGUGUUGAACUUAUGUCACAAAAUGGAUCCUUAUCUAAGUUCUGUUCCACGGACAAAGGGGAAAAUGUAAGAAUAAGUAAAGACAAAUCAAGAUGUGUCUCAAUAUGCAAAAAUCCGGCGUCAAAGUGUUUCCUAUCUGAACAGAUAAGACCAAUCGACAAAGUUUUGCUCAAAUGUUCGCCGGUAACAGAAGGUGGACGCAAAAUUUGCAAACGCGAAUUAAAGUUACUCGUAAGUAACAAGAAUCCACUACGUACCCAAAAUUGUUCUCCAAUUUUAAUUGCAACACUGGGAAAACAAGAUUGCGAUGGUACGCUGAUCGUUUACUCAUCAGAUCGCAGAACUCUCGAGUACACAACUCCAUCAGGGGAACGAACUGCACAAACUUUACGCUUUGAUAUUACAAACGGGCUUUGGGUUACAUUGGAGUUGUAUGGCGUUGAGGUUGGUGAAGUACAGAAAACAACUGCUGAAAAUAUUGAUGAUGUCUGCGGAAAUGAUCAGGUAGACAGUGUAUGUAAUGAUCUAAGAAAAAAAGACAAGGACCUUUCCAAACAAUCACCGGACAAAAAUAAUGGAAAUAACGAUGGACACAGACGUCGUGUUUUCCGUUCUCAAUCUGAACGAAAAGAAGCAACUAAAGAACAUUGUAAAAACGAAAACGGUGAAAAGUUUAACAUACAGCCAGGCAAAAUGGACCUUGCUCGUGACAUAGAAACUAUUAACUCUAUAAUGACCAAUGACUUAGUAGAUGAAUUGAACAUACAAGAUCGGUUUCCAGAAUUGGUUAGAAACAUUGAUACAUUGUCUUUUUGUGACCAUCUGUUCGCAAAAGGCGUUGUGACCGAUGAACAAAUGGAUGCCAUCCAUGCAACAUUUUAUAAUAGAGGGAAAAUUCAAGCAAACAGGGAACUUUUGAAAGCCAUGGCAACCAAAAAAGUCGAAAAAUCUCUGAUGAAAGAAAUUUUAAAAGAGGCUCAGCAUCAACAUUUGCUAGAGAUGCUUUAUCCCCCAAUUAAAACAUUUUCUACACAAUAA